Molecule: messenger RNA, 6837 nt
Organism: Onychostoma macrolepis
Lineage: Eukaryota; Metazoa; Chordata; Actinopteri; Cypriniformes; Cyprinidae
Product: gastrula zinc finger protein XlCGF57.1-like
Exons: 4
Coding region: 409-2400 (663 amino acids)
Biological process (GO): regulation of transcription by RNA polymerase II
Molecular function (GO): RNA polymerase II cis-regulatory region sequence-specific DNA binding; DNA-binding transcription factor activity
Source: RefSeq, a predicted model, not a curated record
GCAACCCUGCGCGGCAUGCAUCUUGCGGUGACCAGUUCUGCGCAGAUUUAGCUCAUCCCAAACGAGACUAUCGUUUAAUGGCAAAAGGAUUGAAGAGGAUAGGAUGUCGAUUCAUUAAUUGAUAAGCUGUUACCUAACAAAAGCUGUUUAUUCAGCGUAGUGAAGCCUAUCCUCCAUUGGAAUCCAUUCAAAAAGCGGCUUUGGUCUCCUUCCCUGCGUACAGCCAAAGCAGCAGCGGCAACAUUGUUACGCUUUUUUUGGCUAAAGGUUCCAGAGAGUCACGCUUCAUCACGACUGAUCAGAACUCGUUCACGGAAAGACGGUUUUGUAAGUGUAUUCAGCACCCCCGAAAAGGCAUAAGAUGUGCGUACUGUUUUAUUCAGUUCUUGCGGUGAAGAAUUCUGUAGAAUGAGAGAGGAAGAUACAGAGGAAAAAACAGAUUCGAUGGGACUGAAGGAAGACAAGCAGCAUCAGUUUGAAAAACCUCAACAUUUUAAAAAGGAAGAUGGAAAUGCAGUCAUUUCACAGACUGAACAGAAUUUCACACAAAAACAAGCUGGAAAAACUGGAGCCAAUGGAUCUUUCACAUGCACUCAGUGUGGGAAGAGUUUCAGUGAGAAAUCAAAGUUUAAAAGACACAUGACCGUUCACACUGGAGAGAAGCCUUAUACAUGCACUCAGUGUGGAAAGGGUUUCAGUCAGAAAUCAAACCGUAACAGACACAUGAGAUCUCACACUAGAGAGAAGCCUUAUACUUGCAUUCAGUCUGGAAAGGGUUUCUUCGUCAAAGAAGACCUAAAUGUGCACAUGAUAAUUCAUACUGGAGAGAGUCCCUUCACAUGCAUUCUGUGUGGAAAGAGUUUCAGUGAGAAAUCAAAGUUUAAAAGACACAUGACAGUUCACACUGGAGAGAAGCCUUAUACAUGCACUCAGUGUGGAAAGGGUUUCAGUCAGAAAUCAAACCGUAACAGACACAUGAGAUCUCACACUGGAGAGAAGCCUUAUACUUGCCCUCAGUCUGGGAAGGGCUUCUUCGUCAAAGAAGAACUAAAUGUGCACAUGAGUGUUCAACAAACAGAUUCGAUGGGACUGAAGGAAGACAAGCAGCAUCAGUUUGAAAAACCUCAUCAUUUUAAAAAUGAAGAUGGAAAUGCAGUCAUUUCACAGACUGAACAGGAUUUCACACAAAAACAAGCUGGAAAAACUGGAGCCAAAGGAUCCUUCACAUGCACUCAGUGUGGGAAGAGUUUCGGUCGGAAAUCAGAUUUUAAUGUUCACAUGAGAUCUCACACUGGAGAGAAGCCUUAUACAUGCACUCAGUGUGGAAAGAGUUUCAGUCAGAAAUCAAACCGUAACAGACACAUGAGAUCUCACACUGGAGAGAAGCCUUAUACUUGCACUCAGUGUGAAAAGGGUUUCUUUUUCAAAGAAGAACUAAAUGUGCACAUGAGAAUUCAUACUGGAGAAAGACCGUUCACAUGCACUCUGUGUGGAAAGUGUUUUGGUAAGAAAUCAGAUUUUAAUGGACACAUGAGAUAUCACACUGGAGAGAAGCCUUAUACAUGUACUCAGUGUGGAAAGAGUUUCUGUCAGAAAUCAAACCGUAACAGACACAUGAGAGUUCACACUAGAGAGAAGCAUUAUACAUGCACUCAGUGUGAAAAGGGUUUCUUUGUCAAAGAAGAACUAAAUGUGCACAUGAAAAUUCAUACUGGAGAAAGUCCGUUCACAUGCACUCUGUGUGGAAAGAGUUUCGGUCAGAAAUCAAAGUUUAAGAGACACAUGAGAUAUCACACUGGAGAGCGGCCUUAUACAUGCACUCAGUGUGGAAAGGGUUUCUUUGUGAAAGGAGAACUUAAUGUGCACAUGAGAAUUCACACGGGAGAAAGACCGUUCACAUGCACUCAUUGUGGAAUGAGUUUUAAGUCCAAAGUUGUCCUGAAAAAACAUCAGCUCUCUCACUCCGGAGUGAGAUCAUUCAGCUGUGAUCAGUGUGAUAAAACGUUUGUUUUCGCAUCAUACUUAAAAAAACAUCUUAAACUUCAUGCUGGUGUGAAGCGUCACUUUUGCACUUUUUGUGGAAAGAGUUUUACACAACCGUACAGUUUACAAGUUCAUCAGAGUAUUCAUACUGGUGUGAGACCUUAUGUGUGCUCUGACUGUGGCAAGACCUUUCUUACAUCUAGUGACAUAAAAAAACACCAGAGGAUUCACACUGGAGAGAAACCGUACAAGUGCUCACACUGUGGAAAGAGCUUCGCUGAUUCAUCAACCUUGAAAACACAUGAGAGAAUUCAUACUGGAGAAAAGCCAUACCAGUGCUCUUCAUGUGGGAAGGAUUUCACCCGCUCAUUUACUCUAAUAAAACAUAAGAAAAAGCAUUGCCCACAGUUGUCUUAGUCACAUUCAGAUCCAUCACUUUCAAGUAAAUAAUUCAAUAUUCAGAUUAAUCAAAAAUUGGUAUUAUCUGAAAAAAUGUAAUCCAAGUUUGAAAAUCUGAGAAAUACAAAACAAUAAAAAAAAAUAUUUUUAAGAGCAUUCUUUUAAUGGCACCAGAUAUUUUUCUAUUUAUAUUUCAAAAGUGAUUCUUCUCAUAUGGACUCUAAAUGCACACUGAGAGAAGAUCAAAUUGCUCAGGAAAAGGGAAUCGUCUCUGGCAAUUCAGCAGUCUUUGACAGAUGCUAUCUAGUAGCAGUUAAAGUAGAAGUUUUAAGAUUACACAUUGUAUGGUUAUACCUUUUGACAAACAGUUUGGUAAAAUUUUUAAAGUUUUUAAGCAGAUUUUAAAUAUGAAGUUAUGACAAUAAUUUGUCAGUGCCACAGAUGUUCCUCGAUGUCGCUAUUUUAAUUUCAACUAGCUGGUUCAUGAUUUAUGAAACGAGUCAACUGAUGUGAACUGUGAUUUUUAUUUUUAUUGGGAGAAAUCUACAUCGGACAACUUAUGCAUUGUAUUAAUAAUACUUUUAUAAUCCAACCAAUAUAUCCGAGAUGUUUUUGUUUUUUCCCACUACAACCCAUUUCUCAAUACUUUGGUCACUUUUUCAAAACUCUUCACACAGUGAUCAACAGCAGUCUAUGUGACUAAACUGAGGAUCAUUAUCAUUGCUUUGGCACUAGUGCUGUCAAACGAUUAAUUGCGAUUAAUCGCAUCCAAAAUAAAAGUUUUUGUGUACAUAAUAUAUAUGUGUGUACUGUGUAUAUUUAUUAAGUAUAUAUAAAUACACACACAUGCACAUAUAUAUUUAAGAGAAAUAUGUUAUGUUUAUAUAUUAAAUAUAUUUAUAUAUAAUAUAAAUUUAUAUAUACAUAAUAAAUAUACACAGUACACACACACACACACACAUAUAUAAACAAAAACUUUUAUUUUGGAUGCAAUUAAUCGCGAUUAAUCAUUUGACAGCACUAAGUGGCACAAUAUUACAUUCAAUGACGACUACUUUGAAAUUACAUGAAUUCUUUUCUCUUUCAGACACAAAAACCACCAAAAUAUUACAGAUCAAUUUGCACGUUUGCAUAGGCUACUCUUUUCGAAACUUAACAUAAUAAUACAGCAAUUUGCUACGUUUCUUAAUUAAUACAGUGAAUUAUAUUCCAAACACAUAAAAAUUGCCGGAAUUUGUUUCAAUAGAGUGAUUUAUAAGUGGGUCAUUUGCUAAAAUGAGUGAAGUUUGAUUAUUUGACAAAGGACAUUUUGGCAAGGCCAGUAUUAGUUUUUGAAACUAGUGUGUUGCUGUAUAUGAAGAGAUGUUUUGUUGUUGUUUGUUUGUUUAUUUGAGGAGUUCAUUUAUUUUCAUUAAUUGUGCACACUAUAGCUCAAAUAUAAAUUAUGCAUUGAAAGAAUGUAGAAUCACAUUUUGAACAUAGAAUAUUACUUUUUUUUUUGCAUUUAAUAAAAGAGACUGUACAUUUUUAUGAGACAUACUAGUUUACAUGAAAUCAAGGGGUUACCCUUACAGAAGAACCACAUGCAAUUACAUGUUUAAUCAUGUGCAUCAUGCUCUACUGUUUGAAAUACAAUACUAAUAAAACUAAAAUUGCACUACACGUUUUUCAGUUCAAAUUUGUUUAGAAUAUGAGAGAAGAUUAAACUGGUUAUGAAACCUGAAUGAAAUGAACAUGCAGUGUCUGUGGCAAAGCAGCUAAGUGGUGAACUUUUACUGGUCAAUGAUUAAGUAAACUUUGAGUAAAAAAGUGAUGACAUACUCAUAGAUCGAUUACAAAACUAUAGGGGUAUUCAAGGGCAGGCUUUAAGAUGGUUUAGAUCCUACCUGUCAGUUCGCUACCACUUUGUUUAUUUAAACGGGGAGUCAUCUCAAUUAUCACCAGUAAAGUAUGGAGUACCACAAGGAUCUGCCCUAGGUCCUCUGCUAUUUUCAAUAUACAUGUUGCCCCUUGGUAAUAUUAUUAGAAAAUACGGGAUUAGUUUCCAUUGUUAUACUGAGGAUACUCAACUAUAUAUCUAUAUAUAACAAGACCAGAUGAAACUUCUAAAUUAUCUAAGCUAACAGAGUGUGUUAAAAAUGUGAAAAUGUGAUAUUAAAUUCAGAUAAGACAGAGAUAUUACUUAUUGGACCAAAAAACAGUACACAGAAUCUCUUGGAUUACAAUUUGCAACUAGACGGAUAUACUGUUACUUCCUCUACAGUCAAAAAUCUGGGUGUUAUAUUAGACAGCAACUUGUCUUUUGAAAAUUAUAUUUCCAAUGUUACAAAAACAGCAUUCUUCCAUCUUAGAAACAUUGCCAAGCUACGAAACGUGUUACCUGAAAAGCUAAUUCAUGCAUUCAUGACCUCUAGACUGGACUAUUGUAAUGCACUGCUAGCUGGUUGUCCUGCAUCUUCAAUAAACAAGCUACAGGUAGUCCAAAAUGCAGCGGCUAGAGUCCUUACCAGGUCAAAAAAAUAUCAUCACAUUAUCCCAAUUUUACGGUCUCUGCACUGGCUCUCUAUUAAGUUCCGUAUCAGUUACAAAAUAUUAUUACUUGCCUAUAAGGCCCUAAAUGAUUUAGCUCCUGCAUACCUAAGUCUUCUACCACGCUACAACCCAACACGUUCCCUAAGGUUGCAAAACUCUGGACUUUUGGUAGUACCUACGAUAGCAAAGUCCACUAAAGGAGGAGCUUUUUCACAUUUGGCUCCCAAACUCUGGAAUAGCCUUCCUGAUAACUUUCGGGGUUCAGACACACUCUCUCUGUUUAAAUCUAGAUUAAAGACACCUCUCUUUAGCCAAGCAUUCACAUAAUGCAUCAUAUAUAAUCUUGUACUGCAGUUAUAUCUGCUCAAAUGCACAUUAUUAUUCUUUAGCUUAAUUUUUUCUUGGAUGGAACAGCAGCUACGCUAAUUAUGUCUCUAUUUGUUUCUCUGUUUUUGCCGCGGGAUUAACAUCCCGUGGUAACUAGGAAUUACAGAAGCUUCAGUCUGGAUUCAACCCUUAAAUGAUCUGAGAUGACCAAACACCUGAGAAGAGAUGAUGCCAACCUCUCAGAGGAUGCCAACCCUCAGACAAUAUACAGAAUUACCAAAUUUUGCCAUAAGUUAAAUAUAUUAUGUUUCUACAAUAACUUAAUUUCCUGUAAAGCUGCUUUGCAACGAUAUGUAUCGUAAAAGCGCUAAACAAAUAAACUUGAAUUGAGUAAACUUAAUAUAUAGAUUUUUAGUUUGAAGCAGAUUCUGUGUCUCAUCAUCAGAAUAAUUCUGUAUACUUAAAGAGAUAGUUCACCCAAAAUGAAAAUUCUGUCAUUAAUUACUCACCCUCAUGUUGUUCCAAACCUCCGUUCGUCUUCGGAACACAAGUUAAGAUAUUUUAGAUGAAUUCUGAGAGCUCUCUGACCCUCCCAUAAUGUAAUUACCAAGAUCAAGGUCCAGAAAUGUAGCAAGGACAUCGUAAAAUAAUUCAUGUGACAUCAGUAUACACUAAAUGUAAACAACAUAUGCUGUUCUGUGUCAGCCCCGCGGAUAUGUUGUUUUCGUUCAAAUCAAAGUGUAAACAACGAAAACGUAUCCGCGUGGAGCAGCUGACACAGAACAGCAUUGUUUACGUUCAGGAUACUCUCCAAAAUGUUGCUAUAGGGUGACACAGAGGAGACAAAUUGUUGAAUAAAGUCGUUAUUUUUGUUUUCUUUGCAUACAAAAAGUAAUUUCUUAGCUUCAUAAAAUUGUGGUUGAACCACCGAUGCCACCCGGUUGAAAACACCAGGACGGUUAGGUAGGUUUUGAAUCUUGGAUGCUGGUUUAAACUGGUCCUAAACUGGUCCGACCAUUUUAGGACCAGCUUAAAGCAGCAAAGUACCAGAUUAAACCAGCAUCCAUGCUUCAAAACCUACCUAACCAGCAUGCUGUUUUUUUCCAACAGGGUAAAUCGAGUUUAAAAUCUUGCUGAACUGAAUGAAUAUUAUUAAUACAAUGCAUUUAAGUUGUCCGAUUUAGAUUUUUCUCAGUGAAAAUAAAAUCACAAUCUGAUACACAGUUGCCUUGUUUCAUGAAUCACAAUAGAUUCAUCCAACUCCAGUGGCUAAAAAUGAAAACAAAUGGCGACAUCUAGAGGAACAUCUGUGGCACUGACAAACUAUAAUCAUAACUUCAUGCAAGGACAGACCACACAAAAUCUGCAUAAAACAUUUUUUUUGCAUAUAAUGUAUGAUCUCAAGGCCGUAACCAUGUCUUGAAUAUUGGAGGGGACCAAUUCUAUGUGUACAUACAUACUUUUAUUAAACUUUUAUUAAUAAAUUAGUUUCAAUACUGAACUGCUAUAUAAUGUCUCUCAGCAAGGCGGUAAAAUCCUACGGUGGCCGAGAGAGCUCAACGCGCUGCAACUUCAGAAAACACAUGCAAACAGAAA